Messenger RNA from Panicum hallii, 1094 nucleotides. Its product is annotated as cytosolic sulfotransferase 14-like. Gene Ontology annotation, cellular component: cytoplasm. NCBI's taxonomy places the organism in Eukaryota, Viridiplantae, Streptophyta, Magnoliopsida, Poales, Poaceae. The record is from RefSeq and is a predicted model, not a curated record. Gene Ontology annotation, biological process: sulfation. Gene Ontology annotation, molecular function: sulfotransferase activity.
AUGUCUUCUUCCUCCAUGCGAACCUUUCCCUCACAAGCCGAGCAAGAAACCAACAUGGAAACAAAGACCAACCACCAAGAACUCUACCAGCGUUACGCCGACUCGGUCUCCUCCUUGCCUAGCGCGGAAGGCCUGUCCCACCUCCAACUCUACCGCCACCACCAAGGAUGGCACGGCAGCCAGAUGUGCAUAGCCGGUGCCAUGGCCGCGGGUGCGUGUUUCGCGGCGCGCCCCUCGGACAUCCUCGUCGCCACCCUGCCCAAGUCCGGCACCACGUGGGUCAAGUCGCUUCUGUACGCCACCGUGCACCGCGGAGAACAUCCCCCGGAUGCCGCCGACCACCCUUUCAACUCCUUCGGCCCCCACGAAUGCGUCAAGUUCUUGGAGUACCAAAUCUACACCGGCAAGAAGGUCAACGUCGACGACCUCGACGAGCUCCCGGACCCGAGGCUCUUUGCCACGCACGUCCCGUUCGUGGCGCUGCUGGCUGCAGUGGUUGCCUCGGGAUGCAAGAUCGUGUACAUGUGCCGCGACCCCAAGGACACCGUGGUCUCGCUCUGGCACUUCACGAACAGGCUCAGGGCCAGCCAAGGGCUCGAGCCCAUCCCGGCGGAGACCGCCGCCGCGUUGUUCUGCGACGGCAUGUCGGCGUUCGGGCCCUUCUGGGAACGCGUCCUCGGGUAGUACUCGCGUCCCGACCGGGUGCUCUUCCUCAGGUACGAGGAGGUCUGGAGGGACCCGCCGGCGCAUGUCCGUAGGCUGGCCGCGUUCGUGGGCCUCCCGUUCGACGUCGAGGAGGAGGAGAGCGGCGUGGUGGACGCCAUCGUGAGGCUGUGCUCGUUCGAGCACAUGUGCGGGCUGGAGGUGACCAAGAGCGGCAAGACGGAGUUUUGUAUACCUUAUACAAACCAACUAAAGGAGAGACCAAAUACAGCUACCAUCACGUGUGCCUGGACUAGUCCUGUAGAAAUAGCACUGCUCAAGUACAGAACCUCUUGUAUACCGUACACGUAACACAACAGCAAAGUUCGUCGCUAGUAACGGAACAAGCGCCUUCUUAUUCGGCACGCACACGCUCACGCACGCUACAAGAG